Dictyostelium purpureum is the source of this 648-nucleotide messenger RNA. It is a transcript of the gene ranA, whose product is annotated as ranA, RAN GTPase. Gene Ontology annotation, molecular function: GTP binding; GTPase activity. Lineage: Eukaryota; Evosea; Eumycetozoa; Dictyosteliales; Dictyosteliaceae. Gene Ontology annotation, biological process: ribosomal subunit export from nucleus; protein import into nucleus. The coding region runs from base 1 to 648 and encodes 215 amino acids. The record is from RefSeq and is a predicted model, not a curated record. The transcript has 4 exons. Gene Ontology annotation, cellular component: cytoplasm; nucleus.
AUGGCCGAAUCUGAACAAGUUCAAGUCAAAUUAGUUUUAGUUGGUGAUGGUGGUGUUGGUAAAACCACCUUCGUUAAACGUCAUCUUAACGGUGAAUUCGAAUCAAGAUAUAUCCCAACUCUUGGUGUCUCAGUCCAACCAUUAUCAUUCUACACCAAUUUUGGUAAAAUUGUUUUCAAUGUCUGGGAUACUGCCGGUCAAGAAAAAUUCGGUGGUCUUAGAGACGGUUAUUAUAUUCAAGGUCAAUGUGCCAUUAUUAUGUUUGAUGUUACUUCACGUAUGUCAUACAAACACGUUCCAAACUGGUACAGUGAUUUAGAAAGAGUUUGUGAAAACAUCCCAAUUGUUUUAUGUGGUAACAAAGUCGAUAUUAAAGAUCGUAAAGUCAAACCAUCACAAAUCAACUUCCAUCGUAGAUACAAUUUAUCAUACUAUGAUGUCUCUGCCAAAUCAAAUUACAACUUUGAAAAACCAUUCAUCUGGUUAGCCUCAAAACUCCUCGGUAACAAGAGUGUUCAUCUCGUCCAACAACCAACCCUCAAACCAGCUGAAGUUCCAUUAGAUGCUGGUUUAAUGCAACAAUACGAAACUGAAGUCCAAACUGCUGCUGCUGUUCCACUCCCACCAGAUGACAAUGAAGAUUUAUAA